Haemonchus placei is the source of this 414-nucleotide messenger RNA. The record is from the annotation of a GenBank genome assembly. NCBI's taxonomy places the organism in Eukaryota, Metazoa, Nematoda, Chromadorea, Rhabditida, Trichostrongylidae.
AUGGCGGACACACGACAGGACGAUGCUGCUUAUGUGCUUGGACGUAUAUGGCAUCUGAAACACCUAUUUUGUAUGAUCUGUAAGGCACCUGUGACGGUGAGCGGUUGUCGUGCUUGUCCUCAGGAUGGCUGUUCACCGAUUUGCAUUGACUGCUACAUGGAAACUCAACAUCCUUGUUGUGAAGGUACAUUAACAAAGUUAACCCUAAUAACCACAACAUGCCGUUCGAGUAGUAGGCUCCCACACCCACACAGUUCCCUGGGACGAUUGAGGGCUGGGUUUUUUCAAGACCGUAAAGCAGAACACUAUUCAUUUGCGCAGAGACAUGAGCACUACACUUGUACCCUUCACGUAUCCCGAAUUCUCGGUCAAGUAAAAAUGGAGGCUUGCAUGUACGACUUUUGUGCCUUGUGA